AUGGCGGCCGCCAGUCCGAGCGAUCCUGCACCUUCCGAUCCCCGAAAUGUAGUGAUUAAGACGGAACCGGGCACCGAGGACGGGCUGCCUUGCGGGGAGGACGGCGUCCCGGGUAAGCGGGACCCGGUGGUGCCCCUCCUGUCGGAGGUGAGCGGGCUGCAGCCCCUCGCGUGGUCGCAGGACCACCGCCUGUCCGUCUGCACCUCCAACUCGCUGGCCGUGAUGGAGCUGGUGUGCGACUUGCAGAGCAGCAAGCAGGACCUGACGCUGCACAGGACCUCCAUCCCCGUCCCCACGGAGACAAGCAGCCUGCGGGUGGGGUCAACAGCGGACCAGGCUGAAGCGACGGAUAAGUUCACGAACCAUCCCGAUCCCACAGUGAGGCAGAUCUUCUUGUCCGACAGAGUGAUGAACCCUUCGGUCGGCGUGCGCAAAGGAAUAAAGUACGCCAGCUGGUCUCCGUUGGGCUGCGACACAUCCGGACGCUGCCUGCUCGCGUGCCUCACGCUCGAACACAGACUCUCCAUUCACGUCAGCCACAAGCGGCUGGAGUGGCGCGCGCUGCUCGACCUCACCGAGAAGUACGGCGAGCGGCUGAGGGAGCGAGGCUACGCCAGGAAGGACAACAAGCCCCCCGAAGCAACCUUGUUGGACUUGGAGGAGCUGCGGCGGCGCUUCCGCAUGCAGACGCCUCUGAAAAUGGAAUGGUCGAGUAUUUACACCAUCAAGCAGGUGCAGCCGGACAACCUGUGCGUGGAGGUGGAGAUGGUCCUCCUCGCCAUCCUGAUGGAGAACGGAGACCUGGUUUUGUGGAAGUUCGACCUGCCGUUCACGGACGGGCGGGACGUGACUUUCUACGACCUCAUCGAGUCGGGCGUGAGCAGACCCAGCGACCUGGCGUGGUGGGAGUACGGCACCGCGGAUCGCCGGAUGAGCGGCCUGAUCGUGGGAAGCGAGGAGGGACCCAUCAAGAUCAUGCCGGUGAGCCUAACGGGCGUGAAGGGCUACUUCACCCUCCGGCACCCGGUGGUCCUCUGGAAGGAGAGCGACGACAUCGCCGUGGAAAACCUGAAAUGCAUCCCGAUGAUCCACCCCAUCCACAAGUCCAGCUGCAGCCUGAUCGUGGCGUCGCGCGGCUGCUACGUCUUCUGGUGCCUGCUCAGGAUUUCGCCGGCCGGGUUGAACGUGCACAACUCUCACAUAGCGGGGCUGCACUCGCUCCCCGUCGUCUCUCUGGCGGUCGGUCAGCACGGCGUGUCGGUGUUCACCUGCUCCCUCGACGGGCUGAUGAAGAAGCUGACGCCCACUUUUACGGAGAACAAUUUGAUCUUCAAGCAGGAGGACAUGGAGCGUCCGGAGCACCUCAGCGGGAGGAGGAUACAGGGCAUCGCCGUGAGCCACAACGGCGCCUACAUGGCACUAGUCAGCACUCAGGGGUUGGUCAAUAACUUUCACCCGGCUAACAGGACUUACCAGGUCGACUUUUUGACUCUGAAAACGCCCGAGACGGCGGCGGCGCUGCUGCUCAAGUCCCCCACGCAGAACCUGUACAAAAUGGCGGACCUGCUGGACCUCGUGCGGUGGCAGAUUUUAAAAGACAAGCGCAUCCCGGCGCCGCUGCAGCAGGAGCUGGAUCAGAGGAUCCGAGAACAGGACUCGCCCUAUUUGUGGCGGUUCAAGCUCUUCCUGGUGCGGGUGCUCCUCCGCUCGCUGCAGCUGCCCGUUCCGGAGCACAGCUGGAGGCCCACGCACGAACAGACCAAAGUGUUUGUCAGGGACAAGGAAGGACAGGAGGCGGGCAACGGACAGGAGGAAGAUCCCAGCAGAGCGGAGGGCGAAGCCGGCGUCCCGAAGCAGGAGAAGGAGGACAGUCGGGACGAGCGGCGGGCGGAGGUGCAGGCCUUGAUCGACGACGUGGAGACCCACCUGAUGCGGCAGAACAUGAAGAAGGUGCUGGGCGUCAUGUACCUCAACACCUGGUUCGCGCAGAACAUCAGCAUUCCCAUCUGCGGGCUGGUGGACUAUCUGUCCAGAGACGCAGACGACAGAGCGUCGGAGGUCCUGAUCGGCCACAUCAAGAACAAGCUGAACAAGCAGACGUACUCGGAGCGCUGCAGCCUGUGCCAGUCCGUGCUGCCCUUCACCGACCACAAGCAGACCACCUGUCACAAGGGCCACAUGUGGCUCAGGUGUGUGUUGUCAUACCAGGCCUGCCAGUCGCUGACGUUCAGACGCUGCCUCCUGCUGGAUAGCAUCGCCAGACUGCCAGAGCCCGAGGAUCCGGAGUGGAUAAGGAAGAUCCUGCAGGCUCCCUGCACGCUCUGCGACUCGCCCAUGAUCUAGAGCCGAGCGGCGACGGGCGGAAACCCGAAGGCUCCUCCACGACCUCUCCCAGCUCCCCAGCUCUCACGCAGGGUCCAAUUUAGUCAGACAUCACGGCUCCACUUCCUCCUGUUUCAUGUGUUUUGUUUGACUUUUUUACGACUUUAUAUUGGUAUCUUAAAAGUGCAAAU
Molecule: messenger RNA, 2513 nt
Organism: Salarias fasciatus (jewelled blenny)
Lineage: Eukaryota; Metazoa; Chordata; Actinopteri; Blenniiformes; Blenniidae
Gene: gtf3c4
Product: general transcription factor IIIC, polypeptide 4
Exons: 5
Coding region: 1-2343 (780 amino acids)
Biological process (GO): transcription initiation at RNA polymerase III promoter
Cellular component (GO): transcription factor TFIIIC complex
Molecular function (GO): histone acetyltransferase activity; protein binding
Source: RefSeq, a predicted model, not a curated record